AUGGUUCGAAUUGGAGCCGCCGUUGCGGCGCUCAGCGCCCUGAUCACGUCCACCGUUGCCGUCACUCCCAUGGUCGUCCGUGGUGCCGACUUCGUUAACAGUGUUGACGGUACCCGCUUCCAGAUCAUUGGUGUUGCAUACCAACCUGGUGGAUCUGGUGGCUAUAAUGGCGAUGGUAAUGACGCUCUCACAGACGCUGAGGUCUGCCAAAGAGAUGCCGUCAUCCUACAACGCCUCGGCAUGAACGCCAUCCGUGUCUACAACCUGGACCCUGAUGCCGACCACACCGAGUGUGCCUCCAUUUUCAAUGCCGCCGGUAUCUACAUGAUCAUCGACGUCAACUCGCCGCUUCCCAACGAGUCGCUCAACCGUGUGGCUCCCUGGGAGUCCUACAACGAGGGCUACCUCGAGCGUGUCUUCAAGACUGUCUCGGCUUUCAUGAACUUCCCCAACACUCUCGCUUUCUUCAGCGGCAAUGAGGUUAUCAACGAGGACUCGCACCCCAUGGCUCCCGCUUACAUCCGUGCUGUCACCCGUGACAUCAAGGAGUACCUUGCCGAGCACAGUGACCGUGAGGUCCCUGUCGGUUACUCUGCUGCCGAUGUGCGUCCUCUUCUGGCCGGUACCUACAACUACAUGGCCUGCAACUUGGCCAACGACACCGCCUCCAAGAUUGACUUCUUUGGUCUCAACUCGUACGCCUGGUGCGGCGACUCAAACAUGGAGGAUGCCGAGUAUGAUGUUCUGGUUGAGCAAUUCGGCAACACCACCAUUCCCAUCUUCAUGUCUGAAUACGGUUGCAACCUGGUCGCUCCUCGCCCCUUCACUGAGGUCGGUGCCCUAUACGGCACUGAGAUGACGGGCGUCUUCUCCGGCGGCGUCGUCUACGAGUACAGCCAGGAACCCAACAACUACGGUCUGGUCGAGAUUGACGACAGCGGCGAUGUCGAGCUCUUCGAGGACUACGAUCUCCUCCAGGAGCAGCUCAACCAGCUGGACCUCGCCACUCUUACCGCCACCAACCGCACUGCCAUGGAACGCACUGCUCCGGAGUGCUCCCUCGACCUCCUCAUGGGCGCCAACUUCACCGAGAGCUUCGCCGUUCCCGAACAACUGUCUGAGAUCGCCGACCUGAUCCGCAACGGUGUUGACGGUGAAUGGCCCACCGGUGUCACCGAGAUCACCGAGACUGCCGUUGGCCACCGCGUGACCGGCAGCAACGGCAAUGAGGUCUCCGACCUGGCCCUCAACAUCCUCGCCGAGGACGAGAGCAACCUUCCCGGUGGCGAGCCCAUCAGCACUGGCGAGCGGGUUGACAUUGGCGAGGGCGACAACGGCGUGGGUGGCUCGUCUGGCAACAGCAGCAGCGGUAGCGGCUCCAGCUCCGGCGAGGAGGACGCCGCCGUCCGCCUUGGUGGUGCUCAGCUCACCUUCUUGACCAUGGGUGCCCUUGGUCUCGGCAUGUUCAUGCUGUAA
Messenger RNA from Cyphellophora europaea CBS 101466, 1476 nucleotides. RefSeq lists its product as uncharacterized. The transcript has 3 exons. Gene Ontology annotation, cellular component: cytoplasm; fungal-type cell wall. Bases 1 to 1476 code for a protein of 491 amino acids. NCBI's taxonomy places the organism in Eukaryota, Fungi, Ascomycota, Eurotiomycetes, Chaetothyriales, Cyphellophoraceae. The record is from RefSeq and is a predicted model, not a curated record. Gene Ontology annotation, biological process: fungal-type cell wall (1->3)-beta-D-glucan biosynthetic process. Gene Ontology annotation, molecular function: 1,3-beta-glucanosyltransferase activity.